AUGGAGCAGUCGCACUCGCGAAGUCGACGUCUUGUGACUUACGGCUCGUCCAUGAGAAACAAUCCCCGUUCCAAAAUCGCUACUGUACACGCCUCGGCAGCCAAAGGAUCGCUAGCCGACCCUAGUAAGAUUCGGUCGUCGCGUCCCUCAACAACCGAAACAUCUGGCAAUGAGCAUCGAAACAAACAAGGAAGAUCGUCGGAAACAGCGCAAGCGCCAGGGGUUUUGGGAGCAUCGCGCAAAGCUGAGGAGGAUAGCAUUUACGACCUUCCAUCCUCAAAUGAUGAGGACCCAGAGCCAACUGUCCGGCGCAAGCGCCGGCGGUAUGGUGCGGAUAUUGAUGGGAAUACUGCAUUAUCCCACGACCCCCUCGCUGUGCGAUCUCCGCCUGACCUUGGAGCAAAAGCGGGAUCACAAGAUGUUCCAAUCAAAUCAGACCCGGCAAGUUCCCGAACCAAGAUCGAUUCACCUCGUGCAACAAGACAGGUAGGCCGUGGAGGCCCCCAACCACCAAAAAUUAGCAGCAAAUCAAAAUCAAUUCCGCAGAAGCCCGUUGAAGACUCACCAAUGGCUGGAUUCCGAAGGACUGGGCCGACUCGCCUUGUCUCGCUCGACACGAGCCGACAGUCGAGCCAGUCCAAAGUGACGGAAGCCUCGUCUGGAAGCGUACGAUCCAGCCCAAUAAUGGAUCCUGGAUCCCCGAGCCCGCCAGUGCACGCAAGCGCUCAAGGUGGAACCACGACACCCACUCGAAAGAGGCUAAUCGACUCACUGGGUACACGAGAACAAUCGGCGGAUGCGUUAUCAAAUAUGACAGCUGUUAGCCAGCCACCUUCUCCCUUCACACCUCGCAGCCCAAGUCGUCCAAAAGCAAUCCCUUCACUAAACACGCGCGCGGAUGUUCAGGCCACAGAAUCAAGCCAGGAGCCUACUGUCGCAGUUUCACCGCACCUUGCCGGUUCUAGAGUCACAUAUGCCCGCCAACGUUCGUUUCUGGAUGAUCUUUGCCUGACAGGUGGUUUGCCGGGGCAGGAUAUGACAGCCGGUCUGGAGCAAGACGGCCUGUCAACUUCGCAGCCCCGGGGAUUUGAUGACCUCCCCCGUGCCCCCCUUUUUGAAAUCGAGGAGGUCAACAACGAGGACGGGUCUGUCCGAAGUAUCCACGAGCUCCGCCGGGCUGGAGGGAAUGCUCGUUACCGCGGUGCAAUCGAGUCCAUCUUUGAAGAUAUCGAGGAUCCCCACGUGUCAAUCUCGGGUCGAUGCAACUCGUUCGUCCAACUUUGUAACAAGUUGCUCGACUCGAAACUAGCACGUCAAUUCGUUGAGUGCAACUUUGAGAGGAGACUUGUCGAUUGCCUCUCUAAUAAACUUGACAUGGUGUCUGCUGCGCUGGCUUUAUGCGUCUUUGGAUUAGCUGCGCAGGGUCGAUCUCUGCCCUAUGUUCUUGCAGCCACUGCAUGGCCAAAAUUGCUGGAAAUAGCGCCCAUCCUUCUUGGCGCCCAGGAUGAUUUAUGUGUGAUAGUACGCGCUCGAAACAGCAGCUUGUCUAAGGCCGCCCAAAGAUCGGUGCAAAAUGUCGCACCCCAAAUCCACACGGCCUUAUUUGCUGAUACAUCUAUACCGGAGCUGUCUCCGUGCCUCCUGGCCCUACAUUGUUUGAGGGUGACCAUUUCAGCAUUUCAGGCCAAGGGUGAAAUACCGGAUAGCUUGCCUGCGCCAGUACUGAGCCAACUCGUCAACAUUCUCUUGUCUGAAAGCUCUCAUCUUGAAGGGAAGGUGGCCACCCGUGAGGAGAAAUUUCAUAUCCUGAUAUUGGGCUUAUCUAUCCUCGAGGUUCACAUCACUUCCGGAGAUCCGGCUCAACAAGAACAGCGCGAUGCCAUGGGUGUUCUCUCUGAAAUGCACGGCUUGCUUCGACUGGAUAAUGAGGCGGGUGCAGGACGCCAGCAGGUCCAGAUGCUUUAUCUUCGAGUAAUCUUGAAUACCACCAAUAGCAACCCCACGCUUUGUGAUAAGUUUGCGACCGCGGCCAUGAUUGAAGAGCUCGCCAGCAUUGCAAUGGCCGGGUUUGGCAAUCUGACCGAGGACACCCUCGCACAGGAGAACAAUUCUCUCGACACUGUGAUUCUAGCACUAGGGGCUCUGAUCAAUCUGGUCGAACAAAGUGAGGCAUCACGCAGGAUAUUCCUCAAAUCUGGUGGUGUCCCAGAAUCCAUUCUCGAUCAGCUCCUAUGCAUCUUCUCAGCCCAUGUUGACUCAAUUUCCAAGGCCGAUUCGGUUUUAGAAGUGCAUCACAAUGUCGCCGUGGGGUACUUGGCUGUUCUCCUCCUGGCACUUUGUCUACACGCAGGCGCCCGCAUACGAAUUAAGGAAUCUCUUCGACCCAAUGGACUAGCAAGCAUUAUGUCGACUGUGAAUGAAUUUUUGCAGCACCACCAGAAGAUUGAACAGGAGCUAAAGUCUGCUCACGUAAAGAAAGAGGCGAGUGGAUUUUUGGUCCGGCUUCAAGACCUCGUCAAUGAAAUCCAACGCAUUGAUAGCGAAUGA
Molecule: messenger RNA, 2547 nt
Organism: Penicillium subrubescens
Lineage: Eukaryota; Fungi; Ascomycota; Eurotiomycetes; Eurotiales; Aspergillaceae
Product: WAPL family protein
Exons: 2
Coding region: 1-2547 (848 amino acids)
Biological process (GO): regulation of chromosome condensation
Source: RefSeq, a predicted model, not a curated record